ACUGUUCACUCAGCCAAUGGAGGUAAUCCUGCUGUGAAAGCUGUGCUGGAAUGUGUCAGAGAUUUGACUGAGCUGUCAGCUGUCAAAUGAUCCCUGUAGCUUUGUCUGCUGGCAUGUUAACCUGCAGGUUUCCUACUGCUCUGUGUCUAACAGUUCGUAGCAACAUGACAGAGUUUUGGAAGGAGCACUCAAAGGGCGCCACAGUGGAGGAGAUGAUGCUCGACUCUCGAGCCAAGGAGCUGACCCAGCAUGAGCUGCCUGAGAUACUCUCCAUGCUGCCAUGCCUGGAAAGAUACAGAGUCCUAGAGCUAGGAGCUGGAAUUGGUCGCUACACCAGCCAUCUGCUGACCAAGGCCGCUCAUGUGACAGCAGUGGAUUUCAUGGACAGCUUUGUGGAGAAGAACAAGCAGGAAAAUGGUCACCAUAGCAAUGCUACUUUUAUUCAAGCUGACGUCACAAAGAUGGAGGUCCCCAAAAACAGUAUUGACUUCAUCUUUUCCAACUGGCUAUUAAUGUAUCUGAGUGACGAGGAGCUGAAGUCCUUCAUAGACAAGACCCUGUCCUGGCUGCGGCCUGGUGGCUUUCUUUUCUUCAGAGAGUCCUGCAACCAUCGGUCAGGUGACUCCAAAAGAGACUUUAACCCCACCUGCUACCGUACUGAGGCACAAUACACCCAUACAGUAUUAUCAGCAAUAAUGGAGGAGACAGGGCAGAAGUAUGGAUACGACAUUGUGUUGAAAAGGAAAGUUCAGGCCUAUGUUGAGAUGAAAAACAAUCCAAAUCAGAUCUGCUGGAUGCUAGAGAAAGUCCCUCGCUCAUGCAGCUCUCAAAAUGGAUUCACAACCUUCCAGCAGUUCCUAGACAACCAACAGUAUACCAACCGUGGCAUUCUGCGUUAUGAGAAGAUGUUCGGAGCUGGUUAUGUGAGCACAGGUGGACCCAGCACCACCAAGGAGUUUUUGGACAUGUUGAACUUGAAGCCUGGACAGAAGGUUCUAGAUGUUGGCUGUGGCAUUGGUGGAGGAGACUUCUAUAUGGCAAAAACCUUUGGAGUGGAGGUGCUUGGCCUGGACCUGUCUGACAACAUGGUGGAUAUCGCCUUGGAGCGGGCGGUCACUGAAAAACUGCCAUCAGUCCAGUUUGAGGUGGCUGAUGCCACAAAGAGGACUUUUCCAGAAGGUUCUUUUGAUGUGGUCUACAGCAGAGACACAAUCCUGCACAUAGAUGAUAAACUGGCCCUCUUCAAACGCUUCCAUUCAUGGUUAAAGCCAGGUGGUCAGUUGCUUAUCAGUGACUACUGCUGUGGGGAGAAGCCCUGGACACCCGUGUUUGAGGCCUACGUCAAACAGAGAGGCUACAUCCUCUGUACACCCUCACAGUACAGCAAGUUCAUUGAAGAAGCCGGUUUCUCCAACGUUCGGGCAGAGGACCAGACAGCCCAGUUCAUUGGGGUGAUAAAGACAGAGCUACAGAGAGCAGAGGCAAUCAAGGAUGAAUUCAUUGCGGAAUUUUCUGAGGAAGACUAUCUGGCAAUUGUAAACGGAUGGAGAGAAAAACUGGGACGUUCCAACAGUGGAGACCAAAGAUGGGGACUCUUUUAUGCAACCAAGGAUUGAGUGAUUGCAAUGAGAAUGCAGAAGAUAAUGACAGAAAAAAGGAGCUUCAUUCCUUAUUUCCUUAUUGUCUGUGCUUUUGUCUUUAGAACUUUAUUUAAAGUGAGUCCUCAUAAGCAUGUUCAUGUGCUGACAACAGCUGGAAAAUAUUCACAACAAUCACAGUGUUAUUAUAUUACCAUAUUGAAAGAAAGGAUCAUGUCAUGUUCUCAUUUAAGAUAAGCUCAACUGUUUUUUUGUUAUUUGUAAUUUUAUCUUUUUAAAUUAAAUUCAUUGCCAUUUAAACAUAAAGUUGAGCAUUUUGUCACAUUUUGUUUCUGUGGAACAACAUUGAAUUAAACCCUGUGGCUUUA
Molecule: messenger RNA, 1966 nt
Organism: Cheilinus undulatus (humphead wrasse)
Lineage: Eukaryota; Metazoa; Chordata; Actinopteri; Labriformes; Labridae
Gene: pmt
Product: phosphoethanolamine methyltransferase
Exons: 12
Coding region: 87-1616 (509 amino acids)
Molecular function (GO): S-adenosylmethionine-dependent methyltransferase activity
Source: RefSeq, a predicted model, not a curated record